Molecule: messenger RNA, 4446 nt
Organism: Nothobranchius furzeri (turquoise killifish)
Lineage: Eukaryota; Metazoa; Chordata; Actinopteri; Cyprinodontiformes; Nothobranchiidae
Gene: dync1li2
Product: dynein, cytoplasmic 1, light intermediate chain 2
Biological process (GO): microtubule cytoskeleton organization; microtubule-based movement
Cellular component (GO): cytoplasmic dynein complex; centrosome
Molecular function (GO): dynein heavy chain binding
Source: RefSeq, a predicted model, not a curated record
CCUGGCCACUCUGAUGAAGGCGGUGCUAGUGGUGCCCCAGCAGCAGCAGGGCCUCGCCUUUGUGGGUGUAGAAAGAGAAGAUGGCUCCCGUUCUGGAGAAACAGCUCCCGGGUCCCGCCGGGUUGGGCGACAAUAACAAGGAAGACGAAGAAGGACAGAGUCUUUGGUCCUCAAUAUUGAGUGAAGUUUCAACUAGAUCGAGUUCAAAGUUGGCAUCAGGAAAAAAUAUCUUGGUUUUUGGUGAGGAUGGAUCUGGUAAAACAACACUCAUGGCCAAACUUCAAGGAGCCGAACACAACAAAAAGGGGAGGGGGCUGGAGUAUCUUUACCUAAGUGUCCAUGAUGAAGAUCGGGAUGAUCUGACCCGCUGUAAUGUGUGGAUCCUGGAUGGGGACCUGUACCACAAAGGCCUUCUUAAGUUUGCUGUCACGACUCAGUCGCUACCCGACUGCCUCGCUGUGUUUGUCGCAGACAUGUCCCGACCCUGGACCAUCAUGGAGUCACUACAGAAAUGGGCCAGUGUGCUUCGUGACCACCUGGACAAGCUAAAGAUCCCUCCAGAGGAUAUGAGAGAGAUGGAACAAAGAAUGGUAAAAAUCUUCCAGGAGUACACAGAGCCAGAGGACGCCGCCCCAUCCUCCCCACGGCGGGCCCCGACAUUGGGGGAAGACGAGGCUGUUGUGCUUCCGCUUGGAGACAACACACUCACACACAACCUGGGCAUUCCAGUGCUAAUAGUUUGCACAAAGUGUGAUGCGAUCAGCGUGCUAGAGAAGGAGCACGACUUCAGAGAGGAGCACUUUGAUUUCAUUCAGUCCUGCAUCCGCAGAUUCAGCCUAGAAUACGGAGCUGGCCUGAUUUACACGUCAGUCAAAGAGGAGAAGAACCUGGAUCUGCUUUACAAAUACAUCGUACACAAGCUGUAUGACUUCCAGUUCACCACACCUGCCUUAGUGGUGGAGAAAGACGCCGUUUUCAUUCCGUCUGGAUGGGACAAUGAGAAGAAAAUUGGGAUUUUGCACGAAAACCUCACAACAGUUCGACCAGAUGAUCCAUUUGAAGACUUCAUUACAAAACCGCCAGUACGGAAGUUGGUUCAUGACAAAGAGAUAAAUGCAGAGGAUGAACAGGUGUUCUUGAUGAAACAACAGUCUUUGUUAGCAAAACAACCAGCAACACCAACAAGAGGAUCAACAGAGUCCCCAGGACGGACAGCCUCAGCGUCUCCCAGGCCUGCAGGUCGUGCUGGACAACCGAGCGUAUCUAGCGGCUCACCAAUGGCUGCCGUCAAAAAGCCUGACCCUAACAUGAAAGCGGGUGCUGCUAACGAGGGAGUGCUGGCCAACUUCUUCAACAGUUUGUUGAGUAAAAAGACAGGAUCCCCCGGAAGCCCUGGAGCUGGAGUGGUAGGAGCUGGAGUUCAAGGAUCUGCUAAGAAAACAGGGCAGAAGCCGGGUUUGACUGACGUCCAGGCCGAGUUGGACAGGAUGACUCGCAAGCAAGACUCUGUGGUUUCAGCUAACAACGUACCGCCAGCAGAGAACGAAGCGUGAAAGUAACAAAACAGCUACAUCGUCCACCGCGUUAAUACCCUGGACAAAAAAUAUACAUGUACAUGUGAGCGUAAAAAAAGCAUUGACCAAUUUCCCAACAUCUGUAUCAGUCAGCACACACCAUGGGUUUCACCAAACGUGUUUCCGAUGUGAUCAGAAGGUGAGAUGGGAAGAGAGGAAACAGAGAUGGAGAUGGGGAAGUGCUGAAGGCUUGGCUUUAUUUCUGUCCUCUCUUCCACUGUUAACGCUAUUUUUGUGAGGGAUGUCAGUUUAUGGAAAUGUGUGCACACUCCCUGGCAGCCUGCGUGAUGCUUUGGGCUGUAGCUCCCCCAGUUCCUGGGGGUAAAACACUCUCCUCAAGGAUUAGAAGAGUGAUGCCAUACUGGUCUUGUGGCCUCAGGUUCAGCCUCUCUACAGAAGGAAAUUUAUUGUGAUUGGAAAAGACAUUUAAACAUAAAAUUUUGGAGGAAAGUAAUUAAAAUACUUGCAAACGUAUGUUGUUUGUUAGAAAGAAUGUUUGAUAUGAUGUAUUUAUACAAAGGUUCUCCUUUUUUUAUUGUUUUCUGCACCAUUUCUUGGUUUUUCUGGAUCACGUAACAUGUUAAAAUGUCACUGACAUCAUGACACUAAUGCCACACGUCCAGAUCGCUGGUAGCUCAUCAGAUCGUUGGCCCUCAUCAUCUUGAAGGAUUCUGCAGAUAAAAGUGCAGAAAUGAUAUUCAGGUUAACUUAAUUUUGUACAAAACACAUUUCAGUCCAGACUGUGGAAAUGGCCUGUUUGUCUAAACGAGACUGGGCGGGAUUGGACCGACUGGUUGUAUCAGAACUGCUUCUUUAGCUACAAGUUUGUAUAUUUUGGGAGAGGGUUGGACAGCAUCUUUCCUACUAUACUCCUAAGUGCCUCGCACAGUUAGCUGUUUGUGUCCUAGUGGAGGUGCUGGUCUACACGAGAGGAAAAGCACUGUAGCACGGCUGGCUGAGACGUUUUUGUUCAUUUCUUGACAUCCAAAUAAUUUAUUUUGUUUUUACAUUUUUCGUCGUGCACAGAAUCCUGUGGUCUGUUAUUUUUCGAGACGAGGUCGCUGUGACCUUGUUGAUGAGGCAUGAUAAUAGCCUAAAUGCCUUCACACAAACUCGAUUGGCUGCUGAUAUCAAGAAGAAACCACACUUCUUCCCUGUCCCCUGGACCUGCUGUGGUUUAGCCACUCACCAGCAGCCAAUCUCCACUCUGAAAAGCUGCUGUUUGAACAAAAGACAGAUAUUCUAUCCUUCAGUGUUGAACAGCACUUUCUUUUGUUACUGCAUGUCAGUUAAAACAUUCCCAGUUUCUACGUGAAGUAGGAGUAGAAAUGCAUCCCUGUAGGAAACCUGUUUGUCUAGUUGGGUCUUUUUGUUGCUUUAGAGUCCGUUUAAAACCACAACCUUUGCCUUGGCUGUACAGCUCCCAGCUCGUCUCACUAGGCACCCUGCCUUCACAGGGAAGCUCCUAAUGUGUGUCCUUAAGGGGUUGCUUGAUUGUAUUAUGCUGUUUCUCUUUCUUUACGUUUGAAUAGCAGCAGCUAUACUGUACCAUAUCAUAAAAUCUGUAACAGUUUGACACCGUUGUCUAAAUGAAUAAAGCGUACAGUCAUCCGCUGUGUAUGCAAAGCUCUGCUUAAUCCUAUGGAAAUAUACAUGGUAGUGUUUUUUUUUAUUUUUUUACAAAAAUAAAUCAAGUCUUAAUUUAAAAACAGCAGCUGUUUCAGAAAAAAACUGGUGUAAAUUGGGACACUUAACCAAAGAUGCACAUGAGAUAUUAUCGCUUCCAUAAGAUUAACCAGUAGCGUCUUGUUUUCGUCCUCAUGCACGGAGCUCUUGCAUUCCACUCAUCAGACUCGCCUUUAAAGUUUUCUAACAUCCUGUAAACAUCUGCUCAACCACAUCUGGGAUUUCAGCUGGCAGAAAAAACUAAAACUACUUGAUUUUGUUGCUGUUUAUAAAGGCUCUUCCAUCAGAAUUUACCUUUAUUUUUGAAAUAUUUGAGUUGUAAGAGAGUAAAGCCGUAAUGCUGUGGUUUCUGUUUGUUUUGCUAUUAUAGCCCUUCUUCAUUUGCUGUUGAAUUGGUUCAAAUGAAAGCACUUACUGUUGUUUUACAUCAGAAGUGGAUGAAGCACAAUUUAUGAGCACCCACGUGUUAGUGCUGCAUGUACAGAUGAGCACUUUUUGAUAGUUAAAGAUACAAAAGGCAUUUUUGUUAUUUUGCUAUUUCAAAUAAUUAGAAAUGAGCAAAUCUAACAUCACACGCCCCUUUUGUUUAACAAUGAAAAAACGUCUAGUUGUUUUUAGGAGAUUUUGAAAAUACAAUUUCAUAUUUGUCCUGCUCACAAAUUUCCUGUUUGUCUAUAUUUAAUUGAUGUUACCUACCUGGAGGCUUUUUUUUCUGGUUAAACUUUUCUCUGACCUGGCUGACCUUCCUGAUUUGUGUUAAUGUUGCUGAGUGGAAUGAAGUGCUCUUCUGCUUUGUUUUUCUGGUGUCAGAGUUGCACUCUCUCUAUGGAGAAUGGAUGAUGCUCCGGUUAUUGAAUAAUGAACACAAGUUGACUUUUGUACUCAAACGUGAGUUGAACGCGUCUGCCUCCUCACAUCCUGAUGCUAUGGCCGUCAACCACUACUGACUGUCUACAUCUAUGAGACAACGAGCUUCUGCUUCCAGUCCUUUUUAUAUGUAGGAUCUCAAGACAUUUUAAGUAAAUGGUCGGCCGCAAUUUUGUGUCCUGGAUUACGUCAGAAGUUUGAAUGUCUUUAACACAAUUCUGUAGCCUCUGAGCUGCCAUGUGGAUUCUAGCUUCUUAUGCCGACAAAGAUGAGGAAAAUAUUUAUCCGACCCCUGGCUUCAAUAAAACCAAGAAUACAA